AUGGCCCAGCCGACAGCACACGCUCUCGUCGACACCAUCAAAAACGGCCACUUCUUCGACAUCGACGAGUCGUCACUUCUUUCCCAAGUCCAGGUCACCUUCGCGAGUGAGCUUGAACGGCUAAAGCACGCUGCUGCUUCGGAACGGCCAACCAGUCACGUGCGAGCACAGGCGCCUAGUCCGUCAAUGAUACUGUACAACCACGAGUAUGACGAAAUUAACCGAACUGUUACCGGCAUCUUAUGUUUGCGCUGGAUCUAUAACGGCGAUUAUGACCAUUUUACCAGGAAUCAGCCAGAUGCGAGGCGCCUGACCGAAGAUUCGUUCGCUUGGCUUCGAGACUAUUUUCGGCAGAACUUGGGUAGUACUCAGGAUGUUCUGCUGUUGGUCAUCUCCAUGGUAAUCAAUGACCUUGGUAAGGACCCAAAUCUUGAGCAACAGGUCAAGCGGCACUUUGAGGCAGGUGGGAGGAGCCUGCCCGAUCAAAACCAUGAUUCAAUACUCUAUGAAGCGGCCAGUAUAGGCAUCAUCGACUGCUUGAGCUUGCUAGACGAGAGUCAGAUGGUCGAGCUGAAGUUAGGUCUGGCUCUUGGCGCGGAACUGAAUGCUGGACAGCUCGCCCAAGCCGAAAGUGUUCCAAUCAAUCUCGAAUUCCUGCAGGAGAUGCAAGGGCAAGAGCACGCCUUUGAACUGAAAUUUAUGGAACAGAUGCUCGAUGUUGCGGGUGCUCUUGGCCACGUUAAUUCGGAUGGAGCUAUGAACCUGAUCCAACCUGUCUUCGAGACAUUUCAAACCGUCCACGAUGUAUCGGUCAAGAUUAUUCGCGAGGACAUGCCUUUGAGAGAAGCAUACGACCGAGUGUUGAGAAAGCGAAACAAGCUCCUGGUUAAUGUCGGCUUUCGGCGCCUGAGCGUUACCCGAGACGAGGAUAGAGCGCUACUGCGACUACUCACCAUGGGCAGAACCGUUGACAAAGAGCAAGCAGAUCUCUUUGCCGAGGCAUUCAACCAACUCGAAAGUACAAGCCGCGACUUCCUCAUCAAGGGACUAAACAUCGACGGCAACGUGAACGAGCGAGCCGUGCUGCCCUACUACAUGCCCGCGGUCUUCGCGGACACUCUCCAAAAGACCAAAGGCUGCACCAAGGACGACCGACGCAAGGCGUUGACAAGCCUCAUGAGAUAUCUGGCCAAAGUCUUCGAGCAGUCACCCAAAUUCGAAGUCAACGGGGAGACACGAGAAGACGUGUCCACACCCGUGCCAGGAAUCGUCAUCGAGCACAACAUGAUGAAAGUCCGCGAGGUCAUCAACAGUGACGGCUUCCCAGAGAACCCAGAUCGACUGGACGACCUAGACAUUCCGCCCGCGCAGCAGCUGCUGCGGCGGAGGACGAGUCACUCGUUGGCGUCGGGCGAAAAUGAAUAUUUCCCCAAGCCGAUAUCGAGGACGGGCACGAAUCUGUCGGCACCGCCUGCGCCCAUCAACGAGGCAGGAGAACUCACCCAUUUCAACUGGCCGCGGGGAACCAUGUGA
Molecule: messenger RNA, 1533 nt
Organism: Cyphellophora europaea CBS 101466
Lineage: Eukaryota; Fungi; Ascomycota; Eurotiomycetes; Chaetothyriales; Cyphellophoraceae
Exons: 1
Coding region: 1-1533 (510 amino acids)
Source: RefSeq, a predicted model, not a curated record